Diabrotica balteata is the source of this 606-nucleotide messenger RNA. The record is from the annotation of a GenBank genome assembly. Lineage: Eukaryota; Metazoa; Arthropoda; Insecta; Coleoptera; Chrysomelidae.
AUGAGUCGGUACAAGCGAAAAACCGAUAGAAAGUUAAUUUUUACUGAAGAAAACUUACUAGAAAUACAGCAAAAAUUAGAAGAAGGAUGUGCUGUGUUUCUCAUUGAUGAUAUUGCUAACAAAAGUGUUAAAAAAUCAAAACCUAAAGUAAAUUAUAAGAGUCCAGAAGAAAAUGACGACUAUUUUGAAGGUGACAUCAUAUUACCACUGGAUUCACUGCGAAACGGCAGAUCUGGGGAAACAUAUAGAUGGGACCAAGGAAUAAUUCCAUUUAAAAUGACUGAAAAUGUUACUGUUGAGCAAAGGGAAAAGAUUUAUCAAGCAUUUGCUACGAUUCAUAAAUAUACAUGUAUUACUUUCAGACCUGAACGACCGCAUGAUAGGUAUCAUAUUAACAUUGUAAACGAAAAACAGAAGGUCUGUGCUUCCUCUGUUGGAAGGCAACCUGCUGGAACACAAAACGUAACGCUGGGAGACAAGUGCCGUUUGGGGAACAUUAUACAUGAAUUCAUGCACGUAAUUGGUUUUUGGCAUGAACAAAGUAGAAAAGACAGAGACAAACAUGUCGACAUUAUACACGAUAAUAUAUUAGAAGGCAAGUAUUGA